Molecule: messenger RNA, 1446 nt
Organism: Conger conger (European conger)
Lineage: Eukaryota; Metazoa; Chordata; Actinopteri; Anguilliformes; Congridae
Gene: spred2a
Product: sprouty related EVH1 domain containing 2a
Exons: 6
Coding region: 604-1446 (280 amino acids)
Biological process (GO): negative regulation of MAPK cascade
Molecular function (GO): protein kinase binding
Source: RefSeq, a predicted model, not a curated record
CCACUCCGCGUCCCACACGGCCUGCAGUCAGUCGAACUUGACGUCAUCGCUUCCGCCCUGCCUCCCCCCUCUCUCGCUCUCGCUCUCACACACACACACACACACUCACACCACUCCCCCCCCUCUCUCUCGCUCUCUCUCUCUUUUUCUCUCCCCUCCUCCUCGCUCUGUCGGCGGCGCUGGCCGCAGCCUACAGAAUCCAACAUGGAGUAACGAGAGAUGGGGCUCGUGCGGGGCCACCCUCAGCAACAUCCGCGCGCACUCUGAAAACCACGGGAUUUCGAGUCGAGUUUAUCCUCCUGCACGGCACGUUUGGACAGGCAAAAGAGACGGCUCGGAAAACCAACGGGGAUUUACACUUUUCGGUGGAUACACUUCUCUAAACGUUUGUAGGAAAAAAAAAGAGAACAAAAAAGCGAGCGAGCGAGCAUAAGAAGGGAGAACGAACAAAAGGCAAACAUCGAGAGAGAAAAAAAACUCCGGAGAAAAACGGUGCUACAGUAUGUGAAAAGCGAGGAGGUGUUGAGCAGAGGCUACGAUAAAAAUGAAGAGAACAGUGCGUGUACCCGCUGUGGGAAUUCAUCGUAGGUGAAACGAAAAAAAAUGACCGAGGAAACACACCCAGACGAUGACAGCUACAUUGUGCGCGUUAAAGCGGUGGUGAUGACGCGUGACGACUCCAGCGGGGGCUGGCUGGCGCAGGAGGGCGGCGGCCUCAGCCGCGUGGGCGUGUGCAAGGUGCUGCCCGCCGAGCUGAUCGGCCGGAGCGACUUCCUCAUCCACGGCGAGAGGCUGAAGGACAAGCAGGUGAUCCUGGAGUGUUUCCUGAAGAAGGACCUGAUCUACACCAAGGCCACGCCCACCUUCCACCACUGGAGGGUGGACAACAGGAAGUGCGGCCUGACGUUCCAGAGCCCGGCGGACGCCCGGGCCUUCGACCGCGGCGUGCGGAAGGCCAUCGAGGACCUGACGGAGGGAUCCACGACGUCCUCUUCCACGCUACAGAACGAGGCUGAGCUGGGGGACGAUGACGUCUUCACUAACGCCACCGACAGCUCGUCCAACUCGUCCCAGAGGAAGGAGCGCCCCCCCCAGCCGCUGCCCCCACCCACCCUGUGCGACCCCUGCAGGCACCACUGCAUCCUGGGACACUUCCACGACCCCUACCGGCCCUCCCACCACUACUUCCUGGAUCAGGUACGCCCCGCGCCUCGCUUUACGGCUAUUCAGCCAAAUAAAGAACAUGAGACACAAACCGUCUUCAGGUGGACGGUGGCAGAGUUGCCGGAGGUGUCUGGGGCUCUGAAGUGGCAGUUAAACGCUCUCCGACCUCUCUGCCCCGGGCCCUGCCCUGCGCCCGUCGAGGGCCGUCGCGGUCCGUCAGAGAUCCGGGUCGGCGCACGGGCCCGAAUGGGCGGUGCUAGCGUCUGCGGCUUCGGGCCCUGA